This is a messenger RNA of Fusarium vanettenii 77-13-4, 1911 nucleotides long. RefSeq lists its product as uncharacterized. The record is from RefSeq and is a predicted model, not a curated record. Gene Ontology annotation, biological process: regulation of DNA-templated transcription; DNA-templated transcription. Gene Ontology annotation, cellular component: nucleus. NCBI's taxonomy places the organism in Eukaryota, Fungi, Ascomycota, Sordariomycetes, Hypocreales, Nectriaceae. Gene Ontology annotation, molecular function: zinc ion binding; DNA binding; DNA-binding transcription factor activity, RNA polymerase II-specific. The transcript has 6 exons. Bases 1 to 1911 code for a protein of 636 amino acids.
AUGUGUGCGGUCGAGACAACCGAGUCGUUGGGUAACGGCCGAGGUCAAGACUUGACGCAGGCCGGGAUCAAGAGACGUCGUAUUCUCCGGGCUUGCGCCUCUUGUCGGAGCGCAAAGGUCAAGUGUUCCGGGACUCAUCCCUGCGACCGAUGCCGGUCUCAUGCGCAGGCGUGUGUGUUUGGUGAUGGAGGCAUUCCUCAGUUGGAAGGUGUGGUAGAGGCUAUCGCUUCGCCUGUCAGUCCUCCACCGACUGAUCAUGGGUCGGUACCAAGUCAAUUGACUCCGGCUGGCAUGUCUAGUGUUACAGGCGAUGAUUCACUUCGCCUCUUUGAAGCCGAGGAUAGGGACGCUGUCCGACAAUACUUGGAUACCUACUUUGACAAAUCCGACAUUGCCGACUGUAUCUUUCUUCAUAGGGCAACCACAAUUGCCGAAUGGAGUCAAGGAAAGCUGGACAUGACUCUACUCAAAGCGAUUUGCGCAGCAGGGCUCAGACACACGCCAGCUUACCAUUCAAUGGCAUACUCCUGGAUGAAACAAGUCCAGGGCAAACUGGCCGGGCACUUGGGCGACAUGUCCAUACCUAAGCUUCAGGCGUUGAUGCUCGCUGUCAAGUUCCUCUCCUCACUGCGUUUCACCGGGGAUGUGUGGGUGCUCAUCUCAAUCGCAGCCAGGGUGGCAUUCACCAAACGGCUUAAUUAUGAGCGCCCAGCUAUGGAUCCCGUGAAACAAGAAUGUCUACGUCGAUUAAUGUGGUCUAUUUAUGCCACUGAUAAAGUCUUUUCUGGUGGUAUAGAAGAUUUGACUGUCUGUCCAACACAGAGGAUGCAUAUUCGACUUCCGAGCAGUUAUCACAAUUUCCAGCUCGGCCUUCAAUCUCGAUCUUCGUUUCUACGAAGUAAAGGCGAAACCGACACUGGCCUCAAUUCUCUGGCCUGCUUGAUGCGACUGUACGAUAUUCGUGAUAGAGUUUUGAGGCAUGUUCCACACAAACCUCGUCAGCAGCUUGCGUCUUUUGAAGAGUCGCUACCAGAAGAGCUGCAGCUCAAUGAUAACAGACUCAUGCUCAUGUGCCAUUCCGAUGAGGCACGCGCCUACGCAAUGCUACACACCCUCCUCUUCAGCUGUCGCUGCGACCUGCACCGUUUUCUGAUCCCCGGCAUAAGAGAAUGCGUUUCCCCAGAAGCUGCGGCGCAGACACCCAGAGAAUACAUCGACUACUGCCAGCGCCGAUGCCUGCAGAGUGCAUUAGGCUCUUGCGACUUGUGGUCCAAGAUUCGCCAUCUCGAGACGAGCAGUCGCCUUGAGACGCCCACGUUGGCAGUGGUGACUUAUCAAUCCGUCAAGAUCAUUGAUCACCUCGCUUCUUUGCUUCCGGCUCAUGGAGAUGACUCGCUACCGGUCGUGAAAGAGAAGUUGACAGAUGCUUUAUUUAUUGUGUCACGGAUCCAAACGGGCGUUGACUGGAUUGCUUCCUGUAUAUCCGACAUCGAGAAGCUUAUCCCAAGUCCGCCAACAGGCAAUCUUCGACUUCAGGAGAAGCUUCACCGGAGGUCCAAACACGCUUAUGCCCCAGACGACGAAGAGGAGCUCGAUCCAGCUGUGAAUCCCCCAGAGUCCAACCCAGACGAGCCGCCAGCUGCAGAAGAUAUGCAAUCAGCAACGCCCAUUGACCCAUUAACCCAAGGAAGCUGGCCUUUUUCUAUGCCAGGCGAUAACCAGGACAUGUUUACAUCCAAUCAAGGUGGCUCGGGUCAGCCUCUGGAUUAUAAUCUGAUGAACUAUGACUUGACCAACUCUGCGGAUGUGGUCUUUGGGGAACAUGACAUGGUCUUUCCCAUGGAUCCUUUCGACCUGCAGCUUAAUGCAUACACAGAUGCAAAUGUGCCUCAUUACAUGGGAUCAGAGUAG